AUGUCGCCUAAUCUGGAAGUUCGUUUCGCGAACUGGAUUAUUGUAGUGGUAACAAUACUCACAGUUCUUGGAGGUGCCAAGGCCAAGGAUGAAGCCUCUGUGCCUCGGCUUAUAACCCUUCAAGCUGCCAGCCCCGCUCCAGCGCCUCCGCCCCAGGAAGUGAUUAUAGAGACGGACUACGAUCAUCAUCACCAUCCUCCUCCAGCUUAUCCUCCAGCAUAUCAGCCAAGUUAUCCAUAUCCGCAGCCUCAGCCUCAGCAACACUGUCAUUGUCCACCGGGUCCCCCAGGACCUCCUGGUCCACCAGGACAGCCGGGUCAAAAAGGUUAUCCCGGACCAAAAGGAUCUAAGGGUGACCCCGGAGAGAAGGGACCACGAGGAGAUAAGGGCUACCCGGGAAUGCCAGGUUUGCCUGGCCCCCAAGGUCCACCUGGAUAUCCUGGAGGUUCAUACCCGCCUGCACCCCAGCCGUACCCAUACCCUCCACCACCCUAUCCUACACCGGGAAAUGGAGGAGCUCCUGGUGGACAUUACAGGUUCUACGAUCAGUUCCGUGAUGAAGAGGACCAUUAUUACGGUGAUGAACGGGCAUUUAGUCUUAUAGAAGACGAUCAACCCUUCAUCUUGGCCUUCAGCCAGAAUAGAAACCCAUUUACCUCAAAAGCAAAUAAAAGACUCCUUACCCAAAUCCCUAUGUCCACGCCCAUACUCCUGACCGUGACACAAUUUCCAUUGUCAGCCAUCCGCAGUAACAGCAGUAAGAGCAACAGCAUCCGUGGAUACAUAGCUGCCUGCCUGGCGACCUGCUCUAUUUCUCGGGUACUCCAUCCAGCUGGUGCUCCAAAGCACUCGUCCUGA
Molecule: messenger RNA, 858 nt
Organism: Drosophila eugracilis
Lineage: Eukaryota; Metazoa; Arthropoda; Insecta; Diptera; Drosophilidae
Product: collagen alpha-3(IV) chain
Exons: 2
Coding region: 1-858 (285 amino acids)
Source: RefSeq, a predicted model, not a curated record